UGUGACAGGGCUCGCGAACAGCCGUCUGGCUGUCACUUGUCUCGUGGACUAUCCCACUGCAGGCUGAGCCUCGUCCGACCGGCAGGCGCACCGCUGGAGUUUUUUUUCUUCUUGGCGAUUCGGACUGCAGAAAACACCGGGGGAUGAACUUGUAUGACUGAAAGGAGAUCCGUAGAUAUAAACAAGGGGGAUUAAUUUACGAAAAUGACGGUGGAUUUUGAAGAAUGCAUUAAGGACUCUCCCCGAUUCAGGGCAGCAAUAGAUGAAGUAGAAGCUGACGUAGUUGAAAUCGAAGCAAAACUCGAUAAGCUAGUGAAGCAAUGCAGCGGCAUGAUUGAGGCUGGAAGGGCGUAUAUUGCAGCGAAUAAGCACUUUGUCAGUGGAAUAAGAGAUCUUUCACAGCAAUGCAAGAAAGAAGAGAUGAUUUCUGAAUGCCUACACAAGUUUGGAGAGAGUCUUCAAGAAAUGAUUAACUACCAUACGAUACUGUUUGAUCAAGCUCAGAGGUCAGUGAGGCAACAACUACACAACUUUAUAAAAGAGGAUGUUCGAAAAUUCAAGGAAACAAAGAAGCAGUUUGACAAAGUGAGGGAGGACAUGGACAUUGCACUAGUAAAAAAUGCUCAGGCUCAACGUCACAAGCCCCAUGAAGUAGAGGAAGCAACAGGAACACUCAACAUCACCCGCAAGUGCUUCAGGCAUUUGUCCUUAGACUAUGUGCUCCAGAUUAACGUUCUUCAAGCAAAGAAGAAAUUUGAAAUAUUAGAUGCGAUGUUGUCAUUUAUGCACGCUCAGUACACGUUCUUCCAUCAGGGCUACAGCCUUCUUAAUGAACUGAAUCCAUAUAUGAAAAAACUGGCUGAAGAGCUGGACCAGCUCGUCAUUGAUUCUGCAGUAGAAAAAAGAGAAAUGGAACACAAGCAUGCAUUAAUACAACAACGGACAUUAAUGCAGGAUUUUUCAUAUGAUGAUCCCAAAACAGAAUUUAAUAUUGAUGCACCUAAUGGAGUGGUUAUGGAAGGCUAUCUUUUCAAGAGAGCAAGCAAUGCUUUUAAAACGUGGAAUCGACGGUGGUUUUCAAUUCAGAACAGCCAGUUGGUGUACCAGAAGAAAUUAAAGGAUGCUUUGACAGUUGUGGUAGAAGACCUUAGACUUUGCUCGGUUAAACCUUGUGAGGAUAUAGAAAGGAGGUUUUGCUUCGAAGUUGUCUCACCAACCAAGAGCUGUAUGCUACAGGCAGACUCUGAAAAGUUACGUCAGGCCUGGAUUCAGGCAGUUCAGGCUAGUAUUGCCUCAGCCUUUAGGGAAAGCCCGGAUAGCUAUUACUCAGAGAAGUUAGACAGAACAGCAUCUCCUUCCACUAGCAGUAUUGACUCUGCUACUGAUUCAAGAGAGCGUAGUAUCAAGGGCGAGAGCAUUUUACCACGUAUCCAGGGUAUCAGUGGAAAUGACCAGUGCUGUGACUGUGGUCAGUCAGAUCCACGGUGGGCCAGUAUAAACCUAGGCAUCAUUCUGUGUAUAGAGUGUUCUGGAAUUCACAGGAGUUUAGGUGUCCAGUGUUCUAAAGUUCGUUCUCUAACUCUGGAUUCGUGGGAACCAGAAUUACUAAAGCUGAUGUGUGAACUAGGGAAUAAUACCAUAAACCAGAUCUAUGAGGCAAGGUGUGAAGAACUUGGCCUGAAAAAGCCGACAGCUACAAGUUCAAGGCAAGAAAAAGAAGCAUGGAUUAAGGCAAAGUACGUGGAAAAAAAAUUCUUGAAGAAAUUGCCCAACAGUGAGGCCCUCACAGGGAGUGAACACAAACCCCGACGAUGGAGUGUAAAGAAAUGCCAGCGGCACAACAGCUCCACCAGAGCACCGACAGCAAGGCGGAAGUAUCGACAUGAUGCCGGUAGUGCCUCUCCAGCAACAUUUACCUCAGCUGCUGCAUUCGAGAGAAGGUUUCGCCGUGACUCACUUUUCUGUCCAGACGAACUUGAUUCUCUAUUUUCCUACUUUGACACAAGCACGGGGCCACGUAGUGCACCAUCCUUUUUAUCCCUGCAAAAAAUGAAGUGUAAUAAUCAGAUUAACUCCAAUGUGUCGUGUCUGAGCAGUGACAGUGGACUGGGAGGGAGCACAGAUGGCAGUACGGACAUCUUGGUGUUUGGAUCAAUUGUGGAUAGUGUCACAGAGGAAGGAUGUGAAAUUUCUGAGGAAUCCAGUGGGGAGGGAGAAAUUGAACCUGAGCCAUCAGACUCUGAGGAUCUGAGAGAAUUGCAUCCUGGGUUGCUGAUUUACAAGGCAUCACGAGCACGGAACCUGCCUGUCAUGGCGGAAGCUUUGGCACAUGGGGCUGAUGUCAACUGGGUCAAUGACGAAGACGAGAAUAAAACUCCUUUGAUACCAGCCGUCAUCGGGGGUUCUCUAAUUGCCUGCGAGUUUUUGCUACAGAAUGGUGCUGAUGUAAACCAAAGAGACAGGAGAGGCCGAGCCCCGCUGCACCAUGCAACGUAUAUGGGACACACUGGUCAAGCGUGUCUCUUUUUAAAACGAGGAGCUAAUCAGCAUGCACUUGAUGAAGAUGGCCAUGAUCCUCUCAGCAUUGCAGUCCAAGCAGCCAACGCAGACAUUGUAACAUUGUUGAGGCUUGCUCGAAUGAAUGAAGAAAUGCGAGAAGCAGAAGGUCCGUUUGGACAACCAGGUCAAUAUCCCAGCAACAGCCCUACUGAGCAACAGUACAAGAAGUGUAUACAGGAAUUCAUCACUCUGAAUAUAGAUGAGUGUUAGGAACACGCCUACAGGCUCUCCUGACUGGUUGGGUGUAACAACACACAAUUUAAUCUGAGCCCCACCCACCAAGAACCAGCAGGAUUAGUAUUGAUUAGUACUAGAAUAUAAUAUGUAAUAUAUUGUUGCGAAUGUGUAAUUUAAAAGUUUUUGAUGCACGCAUUUCAAGUAGACUCUGGUAAAAUAUUAAUCUGGUGCUACUGGGAAACCACUGCCUAGACGUCUUUAUUCACAUCCAGUACUGAUCAGCAGAUCACACCAGCAUAGCGCCAGUCCUGCCAGUAACUGCUGACUGUUAGUGUGUUACUUUGCGCAAGAUUUCUUGAUAAUGCUUUGUAACACAAAUUUUGGCUUAGGCAACAUGUUAGUUGUGACAUAUAAAAGUCUGCAAAUGUGAAGGAAGGAUCGUUUGGUUAAAGUGAAAUCUAGCAUGAAGUGAUUAACAACCAUAAUGUAUGCAUUUUUCAAGAGUGGCAUCUGGUUUUGCAAAGCACUUUGUAAACUUCAAGCACUGGAAGUCUGCAUUUAUGCCUGCAAUGUAGUGAUCUGUUUCUACUGUGGUGAUAAUAACCAGUAAGGCAUGGCAGGAUGAUUGCUAGGUGAGAUAACUUUAGAUUUUAAAUGUGCUAAGGCACAGAGCAGAACUGAAUGUCUCCAGUAACACGAGACCUAGCAUUAAGCAGUGAAGUAGAUUCCUUGGUGUGCCUCAUUGCAAUUAUAAAAUGGGUUCUUAGAAAUAAAGAGAAAGGCCUAUUUUGUAGGAUAUUUCCUUUAAAUUAGUUUCAAGCCAUGACGUGCUAUUUCUCCAUGGCAGCAGUUGCCUUUAGGCUAGUCAGUUUUCAGGGUUUUUCCUAUGCAGUCUAGAGUUAUAGUUGUCAGUUUAUAUGCUUAACACACCAGUUUUUACAUAUAACUGCUCGAUUAUUUGAUGGCAGCAAAUCUCAGACUAGAACAAACUAAAUCAGGUGGUAGCAAGGCACAGUUUUAUGUUCUGCACUAGCUGUCUGCCAGGUUCAAAACACGCUGGCAUUGCUGUGUUUUAUUAAGCAAUUGAGUAGAUGACAGCUUGGCAUUUUACAUCACAAGUACAUGCCAUUUCGAUAUUUGCAAAUGCAUACUUUUGUUUCUUUGAUAUUUAUUUGGUUUCAGCAAGCUGGAAGGACAAAAAUUUGUUUGAGAUGUUAGCUCACUGCACUUUGGUGAAACAGCCUGGUAGAUGUUGCAUUUAUGUGCUAAACUGGCCAUAAUGUAUGGAGCACUGUUAAGGGAUCAAAGACAUUUGUCUUAGUAAAAAGAGAAUGCUUGUGUGGUAUGUAGAAAUCAAAAACCAUUGUGAUCUGUGACAUAUUUUUGUGUUAGAUAGUGUCAUAAACUGAAAGCAUUUUUUUAUUUGUUAAGGAGCUUUGGAUGUUGGGAUGGUCUAAGGUUUGACUGGAAGUCUUGUUAGCCUGUGAGGAUUCACGGCUUUGUUGCCAGCAUAAUUUAAUUUCUGUCAUCUUGGUUAUUUUAUAGGAAACAGUCAUAGUGUGCUCAGUAAAAUAAGUUAGCUGUCACUUAAUUUCAAGGUACACAGCUACAAAUUUGUAAAUAGGAAAUGAAGCUGUGUCUUAAGGACACAGAUUAACUAUUUAAAGAUGACUAGGAUAUUAUUUAGACUAAAUGUAUAAAUUGACUUUGUGCACUUUUCCUACCAACAGUAUUGUUUUUACUGUCAUUUUGUGAAUUUUUUUUAUAGUACAAUUGUUUGUGUUUAAUUUAUAUUAAUAUGCCAGGCGGACUCGUGCAAUCGGAUGUAACUCAGUAAAGGUGCACUGUAUUAAUUGUUGCAUUUUUGUAUGACUUUAGAACAUAUUUUUUUAAGACUUGACAUGUUUCAUUUUUUUUUUUUGUAGUUUGGAAUGUAGGCAUAAAAUGUCUUUUAGCUCUAAUUUAAUAAAAUGGAAUAUUUCUACCAAGCCUACCGUUUCUAAAACACAGUGUACUGCAGAACUGUUUUACUUAGGAAUAAACUUCUUAGCAUUUUGUACUUUGUUUUUUUGGUGAUGUGCUUUUGUAGAUGUUUUUAUUAAGGAAUGGGUUCCCUUUUUGACGUCACAUUGUCAGGGGUCUCAAUGACCUUUGGAAACUUUUAUUGAAUUUUUGUUUUCAGUGUUGGAUAUUUUUUGUACAGUUGUUUAUAUGGAAAAGACAGGAAAACAAGAAGUUAUGAUUUUAUGCCAAAUUUAUGUUGAGGAAGUGUAGAAUGUAAAUAGUAGAUUUAAGUUUAAAUUGACAAGUACAAGAUUUCAGGUCUUAAACGAGAUCAUAAACAACAAAUUAUCAUAUUUUAUUUGUUGUUUUAAGACCUUGAUGAUUUAUUGGGUGCAGUUAUAAUGCCUGCUUUCUUGUAUCUUAAAAAUGUUGAGUUUAACUCAUUACUUCACACUAUUUCUGAAGGUUUAGUCAUUUUUAUAGUAUCUUUCAAAUAAUCACUGUAUUGCCUUAUUGGCUGCAGAUACUUUUAGACUAAAAUAACUGAGAGGACCUUUGUUUACUUGUUGGUCCAUUUAAUUAAAAUCAAACCCAUUCCUGCUCUGUACAGUAUAUUGUAAACAUUUUUACUUGUGAAGCAAAUACAAAAGAAAAGGCAUGGGUGAAGUAACAUGCAUUGCGUGCACACGUGCCUUGUAAUGUUUUUCCUCUGAACAGUUGUUGCACUUCCAAAUGUGGUUUGCCCAGUUUUAUGCAGUAUGGCAAAAGCAUUUCUAACCUGGGUCCCAUAAAUCCAUUUAAAGCCAUGAGUUUGCACAGCAGUCUUGCUGUCGCGUGCAGUGUCUUAAAAUAAUCACCCGAUUUGUACAAACUGGGGAAGUACUAGGUCACUUGAUGCAUGGAACUGAAUAGUACUCCAGGGUUAAAAUGGUGCAUUUAAUGCAAUUUUUCUAAUUGCCUACUAUUUGCAUAGCACAAUCAUGCAUUGGUUGGGAUGUUAGAUUAAACUUGGGGUGCUGCCCCGAUUCAGAAUAUUCCAGAAUAUUCCAUGAAACCUGGUGUGUAUUCGUUCCUAUGAACACAGCCAAAGAAUAUGUAUACACUGUGGGCUGUUGUGUAGGAAGUUUUUUUUUUUUUUUUAAUUACCGAAUUGGGGAUUAGCUAUACAGUGUACUUCACACGUGAAGUACUCAAGGAACUGUCUUCUCAUUCGUAUGCUCCACAGUGUACCUUUCUCACUUUGCUGUAAUGUAGUCAUAUUUGGCUCAACAGACAGGCACUUUUCCUGGUACUGUUUAACAGGCCGUUACUCAUUAGAUCGACUGUGAGUUUUUAUACAGGGGUGUCAGUUUAAGGCAUUGUGUGGACAAUGAGUUAGCACUUUCAUUAAUUUGAUCAUAAACCUGAAAAAGUGUGAUUUAUUAUUCAAGCAGGUCUGUGCUUCCGUUAUUAUGUACUUGGAAAGCAUGCGGAAUUGACUAAAACACAUAAUAUCUGUCUGGAGUUUCUGGUUCAUAAAUGCUUAGGAUACAAACUGUAGUAUGGAUAGGUUGGAUGGUAUGAUUUGUGGGAGCUGACUGUUUUGGGGAAAUAGUGAUUCUUUAAUGUUCUUUUCUUUCAGGAAGUAAAACUUCUGGCAUUUGAGUUCCUUUAUUCCUUAAUGAAUGAUAUUGUUUUUACUACCAAAGAUUAUAGCGAAAAGAUGGUUAAAUGAAAACUUUCCAUAGUUAAAAGUUAGGGGAAAACAACCCAAGUCAAUCUCAUGAGUGCUGUUUUUAUUAGGGUAUUUACUUAUGUACUCAUAAAUUUACCCCAGGACUGCCCCCUGUACUACUAAUGGAGAGAGGCAGCUCCUGAAUGAUUUACCCCAUGCACGGGUCCUCUCAUAUUAUCUGUGGUAUGAUUCCAGUUAUUCUCAGUUGGGGUAAUUAUAUAAUUAUCAACCAUGGGAUGGGUAAGACCAAACUACAACCAAAUGGGGCAGGAAAUUCACUAGGAUUAAGAUGGCCCUCAAGGGCAGCUAGCUGAGUACUUACAUAUGAACCCCUAAGGGCUUCUGUUGUUAGCCUUUCCCAAGCUUGCAUAAAUACCUUCUAGAUGGCCUAGUCAUUGUCAAGUUUUCUGUUUAGAAUAGUUGUCUGCCUAUCAACUUGUGUGCCAGUGCCCAGUUUGGCAACACCCAUGAGAUUAGCAGUCAUUUGCAAUUAUAAAUAAAGGCCAUACUUUUUUCUGGUAGUUAUUUUAUCCCCUCCACACACCCCUAUGCAGAUGACUCAACCGUUUACAUCUUUUGACUUAAAACAUUUAAUUUCAAAUUUGAUGCAUAUAAGGGAAGUCGAACCCCUCAGUGCUGCAACCUUGGUUGAAACAUUCUAUCUUUUUAGAACUGUUAGUUGUGUGGCAGUUUAGGUUAGUGGGUUCAGGCUAAGAGCUGUUGAUGAGUUUCAUUCCAUAGUUAUGGCACUGAUUCCCUCAUCUUACACUUGCAAACUGCGUGGCUCUGAACAAAUCACUUAACUGGCUAGUGCUCUCGGGUUACCUCCGAAAAGGAACACAUGUCCAGUGAACCUUCACAGUUGUCAAAUAAAUAAAAUAAAAAUAAAACCUGUCAAAAAUACACAACUGUGCGCUUUUAAAUUGAACAGUAACAAGUAGUUAUGUUAUUUGUUUAAAAUUAAUCGCAACUGUUAUUGUAUAUACUGUAUGAACUCUUAAAAAUAAUAUAUUUAAAUAGUCUUGCCUAUCCCCUGGAAGCCUGGCCAGUACGUUGGCCUACAUCUGCCCGUGUUUUAGUGCCUAUAUUCACACACUUUUGCAGAGGCACCUAUCACAAAGCAUCUUCAAAAGUAAAAACUUGUUCUGUGAAAAUAAAUUCUGUAAGCUCUAUCAAAAUGGAUUCUGAAUGGAGACUAGUCAGAUUCCUCUGUUAUUACAUAAUUAAACAAUACAUUAAUUACAUCAGCUACUGCUGAAGUGUUAUUACACUGAAAACUGUCCUUGUGUCUUGCUGGAUGUCUUCCCCUUCGGGUUAUGAUCAGUAUACAGUACCAGCUAUAAAAAUGCCUUUAAUUGGUGGAGAGUACAGCUGUUAAAGCAUACAUCUUUUGUGGACAUUUUUUUUCAUUUGAAGGCACUGUAUGGAGAAAGUGGUUUAAUGCAGCGUAUGUAUAACACCAUUAAUUUUCUGACUGCAUCUUUGCAAUAUCUGAUUCCAAAAUGAGAUUUCCGUGUUCACUCAACACAGGGUAGUGUUAGGGGGGAAUGGAGAAGAAUGCUAAAACUAUUAAUGCCUGACCCUCAAUGCCUUGUUUGGAUACAGAACAUCAUUAUUAUUUUAGAAAAACUUGGCUAGGCUUAGAAAGGCCCUCCAGGUCAUUAGUCUAGUAACAGUCUAUGAAACUAUGAAAAGCUUUACAAAAUAUUAAACCUUUAAAACUUCCAAUUACAGUGCAGGACAGCAUGUUCUUUGAAAAAAAUACCCACUUAGAAACAAAAUUAUACUUAAAAAUGACAGAUGCCAGUAGAGAGGGCCAUUUCUGAUGACUCAUUCAGUAGUUCAUGGUUUGCUUCUGGCACCCUUCGCCCUGCUUUAAGUCUAGGGGAAAACAUGAAAACCUUUUUUUGUUUGUUUGUUUUGCUGUGAUUAUGGGAACUUGGCCAGUUGUGAUCCAUCACAUUGAAACUGUCAAGCUUGGGAAAUUACUAACCUGCCUGUGAGAGUUUCUCAGAAUAAAAUAAACAUCCCUUCAAUUGGUUCAUAAAAAAAUCCAAAAUACUAAGUUUUUUUCUGUAUGUAAUUAGAAGUAAGGUUAUUAAGAACGUGAUGAGUUCUUGGUGAAAGACAGUCAGCUCCCAAAAAACAGCUGUAGGGAAUGAUGUUAUACUGCCCAAGUGAAAAUAAACUGCUACCCACUGUUGUUAAAUUAUGUUUUCUGUUUGAUGAAAGUAGAAAGUGCUGUAGAAGGGAGAACAGCCUUGCUGCAAGUACGCUAAAACAUUUUGAAUCUUAUUUCACUGCCUACUUUGAUUUCAUCUCUGACAAUUUUUUCCUUAGCUAAACAAAUAUAUACUGAAUAUUGCAAUGGGACUGAUUAUUCUUUUAGAAGCUAAUAUCUGUGUACAGUUUGAUGUGCUGUCAUUUGUCUGCUUUUUCUCCUGUUGUCUUUGAAAGCACCAUUAAUAAAAAUCUGGAUAAACUGCUAA
Molecule: messenger RNA, 8943 nt
Organism: Protopterus annectens (West African lungfish)
Lineage: Eukaryota; Metazoa; Chordata; Ceratodontiformes; Protopteridae
Gene: ACAP3
Product: ArfGAP with coiled-coil, ankyrin repeat and PH domains 3
Exons: 26
Coding region: 205-2769 (854 amino acids)
Cellular component (GO): cytoplasm
Molecular function (GO): GTPase activator activity; protein binding
Source: RefSeq, a predicted model, not a curated record